GAGACUUCUGCAAUCAAACUCACUGGACAGGCGUGGACACGAUUUGUCAAUGACUUAUUUCAAUGACGUGUUGCCGUCGCGCCAUUGGCGUCUGAGAGUGGCGUAAGGAGACUUUUCAGGGAACUUUUGUCUUUUGUUUUUUUACAGGAAGAGACAUUACACCAUCAAGCAUGGCAGAGCCGGCCGAGUUGCUGCUGAUCAAGGACCAGUAUGAGCUGGCCUUCAACUGCAUGAGCCGUGGCCUGUCGCUGGAGGAGGGCGGCGAUCACUCCAAGGCGACUGAGUGCUACUGCAAGGGCCGCGUGCACCUGGCACAGGGCCUGGCCGUGCCCACCAGGGGGGAGCGUCACCAGGGGCCCGCCUGGGAUCGAGCCCGAGAGCUACAGCGGCGGAUGGAGGGCGCCCUGGACACUGUCGGCCACCACCUCUCCGCCAUGGAUGCCUCGCAGACACCCCCUCCCGCCCAGAGGCGACGGCUGCUCAUGGACCUGACCCCCAGUCUCGAUCCGGCGCGGCACCUGUACCCCUCCGUCCCCACCGUCCUCCAAGUGCCACCGCUCCCGGAGAGGAACGCGUCGCCCGUGGCGGCCAGGCCCCCGGCCAGGCCCCCGGUGUAUUCGACCUGGCCCGCCGACGGCCACCGCAGCCUGGCCAGUGGGCCUGAGAGCGAGAGCGAGCUGCUCCUGAUCCCCUCGGGCGUGCAAAUGUUCUUCCUGUCCCCCAGCGGGCAGGUGAGCGCCCUGUCGCAGCCCGGGUAUCUUCGCAUCGUCAGCUUUGCUGCCUGGCCGCCCAAUGGUAGUGGGCCCGUCUUCCUGGACGUUUGCGGCUGGCUGCACCCGCUCACCCCGAACACGCCGGUGCUGCUGGCCCAGUCGGGCGUCUUUAUGCUGCCGGAUACGCUGGCGCCGAUGCCCGGCGCUUACAUCGGCGUGGUGCUGUCGGCGCGGCUGCCCGUUGCCGACCGAGAAAUGUUCCGGGACCUGGUGGCGCAGCUGGCCGACUUCCGGGUGCAGAGUCUGGAAGGCGCCGAAGUCAUCGACUUGAGCGGCACCGUCCCCCUGGGUUGUCUGGCUGAGAACUGGACCAAAGCGACUCUUCCUACUUGGAGCGAGAAGAUGGGCCAGGGAAUCGCUUCAGGGGCGACGCGCUUCGGACACGAGGUGGUCAGAGGUGCUGAAGCCACCACCAGGGCCAUUCAGAAGGGGGCGCUGAAGAUUCGGGAACACCUGACACCCGAGGAGACGCCCUCCGAAGUCAACCCGCACGUCAACAAGGGCCUGCAGGUGGCCAAGCAGGCCACGGGGGGCGCUCUGCGCGUCAGCCAGUACUUGGUGGAUGGUGUGAGCACGUUGACCGAACAUCUGGCGGAGAAGGUGGCCCCUCAGGUGAAAAAGCACGGCGCCAAGCUGAUCCCCGAGUCCAUGAAGAGCAAAGAGGGCGAGCCGUCCAACCUGGAGGGAGCCAGAUUUGUGGCCUCCAGAAGCAUGCAAGGCUUCACCGCUGUGUGGACCAGCCUGGAGACGGGAGCCAAGCUCAUCAGCCAGAGUGUCUCGUCAGAAACAGUCAACACGGUGACGUACAAGUAUGGCAACGAUGCGGGCCAGGCCACUGACACGGCACUGCGCUCAGUGACCAACGUGGGCGUGACGGCGUACAAUGUGGACAACUUGGGCCUGAAGGCCAUUUUGAAGACCACGGGCAUUGAGAUGGCUAAAGGCAUGGCGAAGAGCUCCAAAGGGAAAGAGACGGCGGGGGAGGACAUAACGUCUGGGACGCCGUCGUCGUCAACGCAGGGAGCCUCCAACGAUGACAAGCAAGUGCAGAAAGACAUAAAGAAGACUUGAUCGAGUCCACAGCUGCCGCUUCCACUUCGUCUCUGAGCACACUUUGCUCCUUUGUUGGAUUCUUUCGGGAAAUUCAACUUGUUUUAAACACAUAACUGGAACAAUGCUGUUGUUUUCUCUUGCUGUGCCAUGUCUUUGACUCGGGACAUU
Messenger RNA from Syngnathus acus (greater pipefish), 1994 nucleotides. It is a transcript of the gene sparta, whose product is annotated as spartin a. The coding region runs from base 171 to 1844 and encodes 557 amino acids. Gene Ontology annotation, cellular component: plasma membrane. Gene Ontology annotation, biological process: cell division; negative regulation of BMP signaling pathway. Lineage: Eukaryota; Metazoa; Chordata; Actinopteri; Syngnathiformes; Syngnathidae. The transcript is spliced from 8 exons. The record is from RefSeq and is a predicted model, not a curated record.